CAUACAGAGCUAAAGCUCAAAGGUUAAAGCAUCUAGAUUUUUUAGCGAGAGAGAAUAAGUAGUUUUUAAGAGGAGAUUUAGAAAGCUUGAAGUGCUUUUAGUUUUGAGAUAAAGUUCGUGAGAGUCUGGCAGAUAUGGGAGUUUUGCUAGAACAAAAUGUUAGCAAUUCCGCUUUGCCAUUGUUAUCUCUAAACCAUGUAUCAUACCUUUGUAAGUCAGUGACAGAAUCAGCCAAGUUUUAUCAAGAAGUUCUUGGUUUUGUUCUCAUUAAAAGACCUUCUUCUUUCCAAAUUGAAGGAGCAUGGUUAUUCAACUAUGGAGUUGGGAUACAUUUAUUACAGUGUAAUUCCAUUAAUGAUGUCCAACAAAUGCCAGUAAAAAUCAACCCCAAAGAUAAUCACAUUUCUUUCCAAUGUACAGACAUUGAAUUAGUAAAGAGGAGACUACGAGAGAUGGGGAUGAAGUAUGAAACUGCCCUCGUCGAAGAAGGUGGUGUUUUCGUUGACCAGCUCUUCUUUCACGACCCUGAUGGUUAUAUGAUUGAAAUCUGCAACUGUGACAACAUUCCAAUCGUUCCACUAUCUGGAAGUGCAUGUCUCACGCUUAAGAAGCCCCAAUCCUACGAAGCUACCAAGAAGAGUAAAGCACUUAAUGCCGCAGAGAUGGAGACACGGAUGAUGGAAAGCUUGUUUACCAACAUGAUUGAUAUUGCCAUGUAGAACUCUCAAAUUGAAAUACCAUCUAAAGUU
Papaver somniferum (opium poppy) is the source of this 749-nucleotide messenger RNA. RefSeq lists its product as uncharacterized. NCBI's taxonomy places the organism in Eukaryota, Viridiplantae, Streptophyta, Magnoliopsida, Ranunculales, Papaveraceae. The record is from RefSeq and is a predicted model, not a curated record. The transcript is spliced from 3 exons. Bases 135 to 719 code for a protein of 194 amino acids.